This is a messenger RNA of Rhizophagus irregularis DAOM 181602=DAOM 197198, 819 nucleotides long. NCBI's taxonomy places the organism in Eukaryota, Fungi, Glomeromycota, Glomeromycetes, Glomerales, Glomeraceae. The record is from RefSeq and is a predicted model, not a curated record.
CACAUGGUAGUACAAGGUCAACCUUCCAUCAUACCUGGGGAUUGGUAAUAUAUAAAUCUUUAUUUAAAUUCUUACUUUUAUUAUCAAAUAGCAUGUCCAGAGAAUACCGAAACUUUUCUCGCUGAAAAACUACCAAUUUUAAUUGAUCAAGUUAAUAAUGAUGAUAUUAUUCUUGUUACACACUUUGGUCCGUUCAAAACUGGAACCACUGAUGUAGAUAAGUAUCCUUUACAAUCUUCUUAUGCGAUUGAAUCAGGAAGGUAAUUAAUUGAAGCAUUUUACUUUAAUGAUUUGAUUCCUUACUAAUUCUUUGCAAUAAUGAAUGGUCAGCAAAGUUUUACGUGACAUGAUCGCUUCCCGAUCUCCUUUAUCACCAGAUGAAUCAUCUAAACAAUAUAUCAUGCUUAAUAUUCAUGGUCAUUCGCAUUAUCCGUUUGGUCUUUCGCAUAUUGGCCAAACUAUGAUUGUUAAUCCUAGUGCACUAAGAGAUGGCAGAUUUGCAAUCUUGUCUUUAGCGCAAAUAGAUAAAGACGAAUUUAUGGAGAAGGACAAGGAGAGAAGAGAAUAUAUGAAAAGUUUUUCUCGAGACAAAAUUUGGAUCCUUGGAGGAGUGGAAUUUUUAUUAUUAUAGUUAAUUUCUCACAAAAAUGUCCAAUAGUUUAUUAAUUAUUACGGCUUCAAGUAAUUUAACAAAUUUAACAAGAUUUAAAAUUUUUAAAAUCAUGAAUACAUUGAAUACAUUAUUGUAUUUGAAUUCGUGUUCUAUAUGGCAAUAAAUAUAUUAUUUGAUUACGUAUGAAAGUGAUUUGAUUGGUGCUG